CAUCAGGAAGCGUUCUGUACUUGGGAGGAACGAUUCGAGAGAGAACAAAACACAGAUAGACGAACACAGAUUGAACCAUAAAUGUCUGCAAGAAGCCUAACAAUCAAGCUAUUUUGUCCCGCUUUGGCGAAGCUGGUUCCAUUGGUGGCUGUGGAAGAGCAACGGCUCGACCUCGGUUCCAUUGCCCGGACCUUUGGACUCGACCCAGCGACGUUGAAGCUCAACGGUCACUUCAUCAGUAGAGGUGUCGAUCUCAUCUCCUCGUCCGUCACCUGGAAGGCCCUCCUCUCCUUUCUCUCUUCUCGAGGUUUGUCUACAGGAGCCAACGAUGCCGAUGCUCUCAUCGUCGACGGAAAACUCUGCAAGGCUGGAACCAAGAGAUCACAUAACCGUUCAGAUGGAGAACAUGAAGAUCACCAAACAAAUGAAAACAAUGGUUUUGGUGAUACAAGAAAGCCUCGAGUGGAAGAUGACAACCUGCUGAACAAGAAAAGAAGAUUAGGAAAACAUGAAGCUCAUCCAAUAGCUGAGUGUAAUGUCCUUGGUGUGAAAAGAAAGCCAUGGCUAGAAAACACAAAGCUGCUCAAGAGAAAAAAGAUGGAUCAAACAAACUCAGGUUCUCAAGAGAGACAACAUAACCCAUCCUGUGCCAUUCCGGAUACCCAAUUCAAAUGCAGCUACAUUUUGAAGCGGUCCAGAGAAGAUGAGAUGGUUGCGACUUCUCCUUGCAAAAGAGCAAGAUGAUGUGUCCUUUCCCUUCCUUUUUGUUGCAAAGAAAGUGCAAAAUUAUAGGUCUCUCACCCUUCGUUUUGGCUUUCU
Telopea speciosissima is the source of this 819-nucleotide messenger RNA. RefSeq lists its product as uncharacterized. The record is from RefSeq and is a predicted model, not a curated record. The transcript is spliced from 4 exons. NCBI's taxonomy places the organism in Eukaryota, Viridiplantae, Streptophyta, Magnoliopsida, Proteales, Proteaceae. Bases 82 to 744 code for a protein of 220 amino acids.